Messenger RNA from Hemicordylus capensis (graceful crag lizard), 10327 nucleotides. RefSeq names its product maestro heat-like repeat-containing protein family member 2B. The transcript has 43 exons. The coding region runs from base 144 to 5279 and encodes 1711 amino acids. The record is from RefSeq and is a predicted model, not a curated record. Gene Ontology annotation, cellular component: cytoplasm. NCBI's taxonomy places the organism in Eukaryota, Metazoa, Chordata, Lepidosauria, Squamata, Cordylidae.
UGGGUCUCAAUAGACUUCUGAGGAAAUAUGCAUAGGGCUGGGCUACCGGUUUAUCGAAACCUCUAGCCAGACAGGCCACUGGGGCAAUGAUUUCACCUAUGAAGUUGAUCAGUUCAAGAGAGGAUUGACUGAGAGUGUUCACCAUGGAUCAACUCCUUGACUUAAAGAUCAGGAGAGAUGUUUACAACAGUAUCAGCCUCCGCCUGGAAUGCCUGCAAAAUGCGAACCACGCAGCAGACAGCAUCCUCAAGACUGUUGGAGAGCUGAAUGUCAAACUGGCGAUCGGUAUGUUGGCAGAAGAGAUGCUAAAGGAGCAAGCAACUGAGAGAGUCAGGGGCCAAGCCAGUGCAAUCCUCCUCGUUCUGGCGAACAAACAUUUCAAUGACGUGAUGUAUGAGCUUCAGAAGAGUGUCAGGACGGUGGUUUUGCCUCACAAAAUGGUGUUCCGGACCCUGGGGGAUCUGGCCUCUCGCUACGCACUCAAGUGUAUCCCGUUUUUGUCUCUGACCUUUGUGUAUAUAAGGCUGAUGCUAAAGCUGACCAUGAUCAACCAGAUGAAAGAGGAAAUAUGUUAUGUUAUGGAACAUUUCUCCAUGGCUAUAAACUAUUACUAUAAAAACUGGAAAGUGUGUUCAUUCCCAAGGGAGGCUGAAUCUCAGCUUUGUGGUCCGGUCAUCCCACUCUAUCGACAUCUGGUCCGUGACUGGCUGAAUGAGGAGGAGCCCAAGAUUAAGGAGGCCUCCAUGAAAGCACUCUGGCCCAUGUUUGGGGUUUUGGUUCGGCGCCGAGAGCAACAAGAUGAAGUCAUCAAGAACGUUCCACACCUCCUUGUGGAGAGCAAGAUCCUGGACUCUUUCCUUGUUGCCAAAAGGCUUUCCCUUUUUUUGGAUGUCUGUGAGGAGUGUAAACCAUCCAUUCCCAAGAAAAUAUUCCAGGAGAUCUGUGACUAUGUAUUCCAGCAGGUUCUACCUCUUAGUACUUCGAUGCAACAUUUAAAGAAGUGCCAGAAGAUUGUGGAGAGGUUCACCCACCAGAAUAAGAAGGCAGAGAGGCAGAAAAGCGCAGGGCAACGGAAGCCCCAAGAAGGAGAACCAACGCCAUGGGAAAAGGGAGGGGUCUGCCAGCCCUGGUAUGGCUAUCAGGAGAUCAGCUGGGAACACCGUGACACUCUUAUGGAUGCUUUUGGCCACUUAGUCUCCUGCUGUCCUGCUGAUGCCUUGGAGUUCUUGCAAGCACAGAUGAAGAAUGACGCCGAAUACAUGCGGGUGGGGAUCUUAAAGCACCUUAAAACCAUCAUCAGCUCGGAAGGCUCAUGCGAGACAAAAAAUAGAAAACGCCCCAUUGUGGAAGCUGUGAAGUGCGUCCUGGAUGACCAACGUGACACAGUGAGAAAAGCCAUCCUGGGCUUCAUCAAGGAGCUGCUUCGCUCUCCAAGCGUGGAGGGCUGUGCCGUGUGGGACAUGGUGGUCUACGUCUUUGAGCAGUUCACGCUGCCAGCCAGCCAAGCAGGGAAAGAGUCUAGCCCUACACAGAAAGAACAAGAAAAGGAAAAAGAAGAAGCCAUUCAACAAAUCUGCAUUGAGGUCCUGGAGCAUCUGAACACCUCAGCAGAGGGGAUGAGUAAAGCUUUGUGGCCAAAGCUUCUGUACUUUGUGGUGCCGGCUCCAUACACCCCGACCUUGACCCCCCUCUGCAGAUGCUUGAGAGAGCUGGCCCUCAUUCGGCAGGACGAAGGGGCACUUUUCCUUGGAUCUUGCAAAGGAGUGAGGCUUCCAAGUGCUCAAGGAUUGGUGGCAAGACUCCUGGUCUUGGCCUCAAAACCGAACCCGAGAGGAAACUGGGCCUUGCAGCUCUUACAUGCGGUUCGUGGCAGCAUCCAUGCAGCAGUCAAGAUCCUGUGGGGGAAACAAAUUCCCUUUCUUUGGGAAUCCCUCUUCCGAGGCAACCCUGAGACAAGCAACCAGGAAUGGGAGCAGAAGCUGCUGCAGUUCCUGAGAAGAUCCCUGGAAACUAUUGAUGACAGCAGCUGGACCAAGAAUCUGAGCCAAGAACUGGAGAAUCAGAUGGCCAGCUACUCUGACCAGUCAGCUGAAAAGAGUUUCCUGUAUAAAUCUUUGGGCACUUCUCUGACAAGUUGUGAGGAUUUGACCUUUGUGCAGAGUCGGAUGCAGCACUUUGUAGAAAACACCAAUUAUAUGGAUGCCUCAGAGAGAGAGAAAGUCAUACAGAUCCUUUCCUUCUCUGCCAUGGGCCAUUUGGACCUCACACUGGCUACGCUGCAAGAAUUUGGAGGUGGGAUACACAUGAAGAUCAAGAUGUCCGACAUUAUCAAUCGCUAUAAGGACUACUCCCAAGGCAGAAGAGGCCACACCCAUCAAACGCUGAUGCUCACCUACGGCCAGGUGGCUCUCCAUGCCCCGAAGGAGCUCCUCUUCUCCAGGGUGGAGACUGACAUCAUGAAGAGAGUCCUCUUUCAUUACCGGAGGAGCUGCCAGGUCUUGGGUGUCAGCAUUGCAAACAAGGACUUGAACCUCAAGCUGGCCCUCAUUCAGAGCACGACGGACGUCUGUCGUGCCAUCCAUGGGACCCGGAACUGCCAGGACUUCCUGUUUACUUGCAAAAAGGAACUCCUCAGUAUCUUGCUGGAGUUCAUCAGGGAGGAGCCAUUAGACACUCUGGCUACUCCAAUUCGUUCCAAAGCCAUCACUGCCAUUGCUUUCCUGAGCAAACUGAAGCCGUAUCUGACCAUGGAGGAAAUUCGAGAUCUCCUUGACCAAUGCAUCAAAAGUCUGUUCCCCCUUCCUCCCUUGGAGCAGCUGAAACAAAAUGGAGAAAAAGAACCGAAUUCCCUAAAUGUAGAGUCCCUGUAUGUUUGUUCCAUGGAUGCCCUCGGGCAACUCACAAGGAGCAUCAUUGAGGUACAUCCAACCACUGAACUGAUAGAUGAACUAUUCCAGCUCACCGACCCCUGGUUUACCGAAACAGAGUGCAGCCGAGAGAGGGCUCUGCAGGCCAGCUUCCAAGCCCUGACUGCAUUUCAGGAGAACGUUUGCAUCCCUGUCGGAGAAAGUUAUCCGCAGUUUGGGUCUCUGGUUGCAUUCCUAGCCCCGUACACUUGUGAUGAUUCCACCAGAUGCCGGCUUUGGGCAGCUCAGUGCAUCAUCUGCCUUAUGCACGUUCAAGCACAGUCAAGAGUCUCAGCAUGGGAAGAAGAAGAAAUGUUGUCUGCUUGCAAAGAUUUACAGGAAGAAGUUCCCAGAGAUCUGUUCAGGGCAUCCUCCAGGAUGGCCAAGGUGGUCAGUGCCUACUUCCCAGCAGAACAAGCCCUGGACUUCAUUGAGGCCAUUCUUGAAGACCUGGUGUCCGGCAAUGAGAUGUGUGCCAUCGCGGCUGGACGCUGGCUGCUCAUACUCCUACAAGACUGUGGUGCAGCCAUGAAAGCCCAGAUACCCAAGAUCCUAGAUAUAUUCUACAGCCACUUGCCUAUCAUCAAGCAGGAUGAUUUGCGCCAGGUCCUGGUGGAUGCAGUGUGCAUUGUCGCACAUUAUCACUUGGACGAUGUCUUCAGCAGCCUCCUGUGCCGGCGCCUUCCAAUGGACAGCGAGACAGGUGAACUCUGGAGGUCUCUAGGCAGGGAACCUUCUCUGGCCUCCCUGGUUCUCCACAAGUUAGCGGCCACAGUGCGACAGCCCUCAGCUCCUGAGCCCGCUUCACCCUCAGACAGUGAAGAGACUGUGGAAUUCGCUGAGGAAGAACCUCUCAAAGCCACGUGUGCCAUCUAUGAAGUCAUAUCUGUGCUGCCAUAUGAGGACGUUGUCCAGGAGUUGUACCCAGAGUUGUUCUGUGCCCUCUUGCAGCAGGUCAGCAAAACUCUGGGGCAGAAAAUGCCCUUUUACGAGGGCCGCCGAAGGCUCUUCCUACGAGAUCAUCGCGUCUCUGAAGGCAACCCUUGCAGGCUUUCAGUGGCCAGCCUGAAGACGCUGCUCUUCAAGAUCACUUGUGAUCCAUCACUAGCCGAAAUCGGGGAGGUGAAUAUCUGGGCUCUGCUCAGAGAUCCCAGCGCCCAUCAGGAAGGGGUUUGCCUGCUGACCAACCGUUUGCUUCAGAGUAACCUUCUCAAUCACAGGAUCAUUCAGGAAGUCCUGCCCUGGAUGAAAUCAAGCUCAGAAAAACUGCGGCUCACAGCAACCGCCUUCUAUACAGAGGUUAUAUGGGAUCCCACACUGGGAGAAAGGGAGCCGCUGAAAACCAUCCUCCCCAUCUUGAUAGAAAGGGCAGGCGAUCAGCACCCUGGGACCCGCCAGAUGGCAGUAAGAGGCCUUGGGAACAUUAUCCUUGUGGCUCCUGACAAGCCUCACAGGUGCUUCUCAUGUGUGUCCUUGCAGGGGAAGGAGCAGAAGAAGACCAUUGUGGCUGUCCUCCAGGGUGCUCUGUAUGAUGCCAAGGUGGUGCUAGAGAGCCUUAAGGUGCUGGCCUUGGUCCUGCCUCACUUAAAGAGCAGAGAUGUGGGCUUCCUGUUCAAAGACAUCUCCAUGAAGACCAUCACCUACCUGGAUGACGACAAUGCUGACCUCCGCAAUGCUGCCCUGCAUCUCUUUGGCAUCCUGGCUGCUUGGACCAAAUUCAGAUACAGAAGCUUUUUUGCUGAACAAGUCAGGAAGAGUUUGGUGCUGCUCCUCAUACACCAGCAAGACCCCAGUCCCCGGGUGGCUGAGACAUGCAGAGUUGCAUUUCUGCAGUCUGUGAGGUUUUUAUCAAAGAGGAAGCUGAGAAUCCAUAUUGAGGAACUCCACCGCACCACCAACUUGAACUUCCCAAAUCUGCAUGUGCACGUAUACAGGCUGCUGGUGUGUCGGGGGGUUGUCAUCUUAAAUUCAAGGCUAGUUUCUAUUCAGGUCAAUACCAACCCAGAGAUUAGGGAUGAACUACUGAAAAAGACAGUGGAGUAUUACCAGAGCCCCUGGGAAGAGAUCCGGAGAGCAGCUGUUGAAUUGUCAGGAGUCAUUCUGGAAAGCAUGCAGGUCACAGAUCUGCAGGAGCCCUCUCAUCAGCACCUGCUGACCUCUCUUGAGAUGCUUCAGGACGACCCCAGCCCUGGAGUUCAGCAAGCCGCAGCUGAUGUGGCAGCUUCAGUCUUCAAGAAGCAGGGAGCAGAGAUGCUUCGAAGGAGUGAAGCCACUCCCAAUGAAAGCAACCCAGCUGAAAAGCCGGCCCCAAACAGCGACCCCAAACCUGGCACCACCCAAGAAGUGGCAGCAGCCCAAGAUCUGCAUGAGUAGCUUGUCUGCCGUGAGGGGGGAAUGGAGAGGAGAGCUGGUAGUGAGCCCCAAUUAUCCCUUUUGCUAAGUAGGAUCCACCCUGGUUUUCAUUUAUAUGGGAAACUGUAUGUGAGUGCUGCGAGGUAUAGCUCAGUGGUAAAGUAUUUGCUUUGCAUGCAGAAGGUCCCAGGUUCAAUCCUGGGCAGCAGCAUCAGCUAGGGCUGGGAAAGACCCCUGCCUGAAACCUUGGAGAACCACUGACAGUCAGUAUAAACAAUGCUGAGCUAGAUGGGCCAAGAGGCUGCAUUUGCAUAUAACACAGUACCCCGUUCUGCUCCCUCCUCCCCCAGCUCUCCCAUCCAAAUUCCGACGUAAUGGAGAGCGAUCUCUCUGCAGUCAGUGAGCCUGCAGAAAAGAGCAGAGGACUGGCUCUGCAGACUUCCCUCUUGACUGAAAGACAGCCCACACAGCCAAUCACAGCCAGAGCUGAGGGAGGAGCUUCCUCCCUCAACUCUGGUUGAAGGGGAUGCAGCCUGCAGUUCUGCAUCUGGACGCAAUGCAGGCUGCGUCCAACGUCAGGUUACGGCAACUAACCUCACUACAACCCGAGGGUUCUUGAAACCUGAAACCUCGCCGUGCAGAACUGCAUUUGCACACAUUCGGACGUAACACUUGGGGAACCUCUGGCCCAUCCAACUCUGGUUCUGUGUUACGUGUGAAUGUGGCCAAUGUCUCACUUGGUAUAAGGCAGCUUCCUGUACUUCUAUAUUGAGUAUUACUGUCACUUCUGGAUUUGAACCUUGAGUGGAGAUUUUUUUUUUAAUUCACCUUGGGGACAGGGGGGAUUUGAAGCUCCCUCACCCUCCAAUCCUUGUCUGCCACAGACCCCACCCCCCCCCGCCCCCACAUUCCUAUCUUCUUCACAAAUUUGAGUCGGGGAACAUGUGCUUGCUCCAGUUGCCAUGCAGUUUUGCCAGAAGUCAGGGGCUCUUCUCAGUCUUGAUCCCCCAGAUGCUAUUGGACUACAACUCCCAUCAUCCCCAGGCACAGUUGUGGCAGGGUAUGAUGGGAGUUGUAGUCCUGUCAUAAGCAGUUCUAAGGUUAGCAGACAGUUCUUUCAUCUUAGCUGUAGCAGGGUAAGUGGUGGUCGGGGCUGUUCUUAGAGAACCUUGGUGGGGUGCAGGGCCCAGGGCAAAUCAGCCAGUGCAGGGCCCCCUUCCAGUUAAUUCUAAUGGGGUUAAAAGAGUGGAGCCUGGGUGGUCACCCUGCUUGCCAUGCCCUAAGGACAGCCCUGGUGGUGGUGGGGGUGGGGUGGGGAGAUCUUUUGAAAGCCCUGCCUAUGUUAAGGCAACAAACAGCGUCUCUUGCACUCUGUGCAGUCUUUGCAGUGAUUCAUUCUUUUCCUCUUUCCCCAGACCACCUGCAGUGAAGGCUUUGUGACCUAGGACACUCCUUGCCACCUGCCAGGAAAAAAAAGAUGGUGCCACACCCCCCCCCUCCGAUGACAACCAGCCUGCCAGCCACUACCGUCCUUAACAUUCUCAGUAUCAAUAUAUUCAUAAUUGUUGUCAUUGCCGUUUCUUUGCCCUCAAGUUUUGUUUUCGUUAACUUUACCUCUUGUUUGCAGAUAUAGAAGCUAGUCUCACAAGCAGCGAAAACCGGGCUAGGGAAGCCCGGCCCGGCUCUUGCUGUGUGUGAUAACUGCCAGGAGCCGCACAACUCCUGGUGGCGGCGUGGCGGCGAGCCCUCUAAAGUCGGGUUUGGGGCAUGAGUGCACACAAAAAUAGGGCUAACUGAUUGUGUGUCAGCCUUGCAGCUGCUUGCAGGCCGCAGCUGGCACACUUGGGGGGGGGCUCCCAGUAAUGCAUCACACCCUUGCGCACUGCAUUAUUGGGGCUCCGGGGAGCAGGGCGCCAUGCAGCAAUGCUUCCCUGCACCUGACCCCUGGAGCUGCUGGGAGAGCCACGGGCUUCCCACAGAAGAGCUGCCGCUCAUCUGGGCGGGUGAUCUGCCCACCCAAGGACAGGUAAGGGAUUGUCUGUGGGGAGGGGAGCGGAAACCGGCUCUCCCUGCAGACCUCCUUUUGGCGCUUCACGCCGCUCUCUAACAAAACUGAGCUAGAGAGACCAGUGGUUUGGCUUGCCCUGAAGCAGCUUCAAAUGUGCAUAUGAGUGUCAGAUUGAAAGACGGUGAGGCUAGUCUCACAUGCAGUGGGAACAGGCUGAGGGAGCCCAGCCUGGGUCCCGCUGAGCAUGAGCAUGAGGAACCACACGGCUCCCAGAGGUUGCGCGGCGGCAAACCCUCUCGGGUAGCCCACCUCUUAACCCAGGUUUUGGGCGCAGGAGCAGCUGAAAAGUGGGUUAACUGCUUGUGUGUCGGCAUGGCUCCAUGCCGCAGUGACUCAUGAGUAGCCCCCAGACUGGGAGGCUACAACAAGCCUCCCAGCGUCGGGGGGGGGGGCUUCCCAGAAUUCCCUGCGCACUCGGGACUUCUGGGAGCCAGGAGGCUCCUGAACCCCACUGCCCCAACCGGAGCUGCUCAUCAUCUGGGCAGCUGAUCCUUCUGCUCAUUUCCUGUUUCCUGUUGGUGUGCAGGGAAAACAGGUCAAGCCCACUCCCCCCGCAAACCCCAUUCAGGCUCUCCACACUGCUCGUGUGGACAGCCUUGCUGAGAUCUUCUACAUGGCCUCUGGUGGCCACUGAGUUUGCCUGCCUUCCCCAGCAGAGAAGCAGUGGCUGCCCUCCCCUCUGCCACACCGCACACCCACAUGAGCUACAGCAGGGUGGCCACUGGUGCUAGGAGUGGGAGGACUCCCCCCCCCACAUCCCAGAGUGCCCUAUGCUGAGAGAAGCCACCACACCCAACAUGGCCACUCUUUCCCCUGGCUCCCUGCUGGCCAAGGUGGCGGACCCGGAGGGAGCCUCUUAACCCACUGGUGAUCACCCAGCUGAUGGCCUGCUGAGGUUAAGUGAACCAGAGAUGCACUGAACCUUGGCUAAAUGCCGGUUUCAAAAGCAGGGCUAGGCAUGGGGGCAGUGCGGGAUUGGGCUCGGUCCCAGCGCUUCACACACCUUUCCUGUCCAGAACUGGGCUGCGCAUAUGAACAACCUCACUGCCUGACAAACUGCACUAUUAUUCUGUGUUUCAACCAAACAUGUGCACAGUUGCACAAGGGCACUCUUGCACAACUGCAAAGAAAAGAAAGGGCAGAGUUGUACAAUGGAUGGACAUUGUUUCCAUGAGAGUUGUAGUCUGACAGGAAACAGGAAAAGACCAGUAACGGUUCACACACAGAGGUUGUUCUCAUGGUCAAAAGAGUGGGGGAGAAGAAGGGAAGGCAGGAUCCUACCUGCUGCCUUCCAGAUGACUCGAGCCUCCUCUGGGCUCUGCCACUCACACGCCCACACAAGCAGCACAGCCAGGGGCAGAGCCACCAUUGGACAAACGGGUUCAAAGAACUCGGGCCGUGCCCAAUCAGGGGCCGCACCUCACGGGUCCGAAAUGCCCCCCACGUCUGACAUCAGACGCGGGAGUGCUGGUUUAGCUCCUGAGCAGGGGCCGCGGGGUUAAAUGGCCACUGUGUUUGUGGCACAGCCAGGAGCGGCUCUUCCCUGCCUUAAGGCAGGGAGCCACUCCUGGCCACACGGUGAAUGCAGCGCCAGUCCAGGUCUAGCUCCCGAAGGGGCCACGAGAGUUAAAUGACCGGUGCUGCGAAUGCAGCGCCGACCAGAUUCCUUGCGGCUCCGUUCGGGAGCCAGACCACGCCCCCCGUGUCUGACACCCUUUGGGGACAGGGAUCCAUGUGUCUUUGUAUGUGUCUAUGUAAACCGCUUUGGGAACUUUUGUUGAAAAGCGUUUUAUUCCAUUGUAGUGUGUUGUAUACAAUGGUGAUUGUGUGUUAGUUGUAGUCUGACAACAUCUGGGGACUCAAGGGGUCAUUGCUUCUUACCCUGUGCUGGGCAGAUAAGUGCUGAACAUUAUUUUUUCUGACAUGUAAAUAUUCCAAAACAUGUCAGCAUAUUCUCCAUAAAUAUUUUCUAAAGGCUAAAUACAUCAGCUGUUCCACAUAGAGUGUUCCUUCUGUAUUUUUCUCAGGGUCUCCCAACCUAUGGCACUCCAGAUGUUGCUGAACUACAACUCCCAUCAUCCCCAGUUACAAUUCACUGGGAACUCCCGAUUUAUCUCAUUAGCUUUACCUGCUUUGUCAACAUCCUGUACUAAUGAAGGGUCUGCACAACUACAGCCCUCCUGCAGACGUUGAACUACAACUCCCAUCAUCCCUUACUACUGGCCACUGUGUCUGGAGAUGAUGGGAGUUGUAGUCCAACAACAUCUUGAGCAGCCUUGGUCCAACUGGAUGUCACAAGACAGAUUGGGCAAACGGCACCUUUUCUUUUUCCUCCAUUCCUUGCAAGCUUCCAGAGGAGGAGAUUGCCAAAAUCUCUCCACAAGGAACAUAUUUGAUGGCAGAACUGCUCGUAUAGAGAUGUUUUUGUUUGGGGGGCGAUGGGUGUUGUAGUCCAAUAAUAUCUGGGGACCCAAGGCUGAGAACUUCUUAUUUAAAAUAACUGCAUCUGGCCCUUCUGUGCAAAUGCAUCUCAAGGCAGCCUUGAAUGAAACUUAAUCUACAUCAGAGCUGCUCAGGUUCGGCCUUCCUACAGAUGUUGGCCAACAGUUCCCAUAAUCCCUGGCUAUUGGCCACUGUGGCUGGUGAUUAUGGGAGUUGUAGUCCAAAAACAGCUGGGGGGGUGGCUAAGUUGAGCAGGCCUUGUCUACAUUGAUCUACUUAGAGUUUAUACUGAUUGCUUCUUGUCUUGCCCUCAGUGACCAGAGAGAUGCAGAGUAAUAGAAGCGCGGAAUCCUAGAGCUGGAGAGGACCUCGGAGGCCAUCUAGUCCAACCCCCUGGUCCAUGCAACAAAUCCAGACUUAGAGUGACUCUAGUAGAGCAGCCCCAACAGGCAGCUGCCCAGCCCAAUCUUGGAGCCCUACAGAAAGGAAGAGCCGAAGGAAACGGUUUGGUGGUUGAACUGUUCUUGUAAUUAAAAAGCUUCUCGUAAUGUUCAACUGA